AUGUCCCUCCCAACGCACACACCAGUUUGGCGUAUCAAGAAUUCCCCUCAAGACUCUGUAGUUCUUGAUUUUUCUGAUGAUGCAACGUUUGCCUUGACAGAAGAACCUCUGCCUCAUGUUGAGGAUGGUGAAAUGCUCGUGGAAACGUUGUACAUCUCCAAUGACCCUGCACAACGAGGAUGGAUCCAGAAAGGUGUCUUGCCAGAGCGCCUUUACACCGCUCCUGUGCGUGAGGGCGAUGUAAUGGCGACACAUUCCAUCGCUCGUGUUCUCGCAAUCAAGGACAACACCGGCCAUGGAUUUAAGGUAAACGACCUGGUUUACUGUUUGACUGCUGGGUGGCGACGAUACGCUGUGAUCAAAAUAGGCCCAUCCUCAUGCCUACCCGUGAUGGUGCCUGAAAAUGUGUCGCCCACUGCCGCUAUCGGUCUUUUUGGAGUCCCUGGAUUUACUGCGUACUAUGGUCUGCUGGAUAUUUUAAAGCUCAAGGAAGGAGAGUCGCUGAUUGUCAGCGCGGCUGCGGGUGCGGUCGGGAAUGUCGUCGUUCAAUACGCCAAGAAAGUGCUCAAGGCCAAAAAAGUGAUUGCAAUCACGGGAUCAGACAAAAAAUGCCAAUGGAUCAAGGAGCUCGGUGCAGAUGUGGCCCUCAAUUAUAAAUCAGAUACAUUCCCUCAAGAUCUUAUCGACGCCACCUCGGACUUUGUGGAUGCAUACUUUGACAAUGUGGGCGGUUUUGUCCUUGAUCAAGUGAUUCCACGAAUCAAAGCGCAUGGCCGUAUCGCAGCUUGUGGCGCCAUUUCAGGAUACAAUAAGGACUCAGGGAAAUUACCUACGAUGGGUACCACCUGGAUCGAAGUAAUCACCAACCGCUUGUCUAUCAAAGGCUUCGUUGUGCUUGAUUUCAUGUUCCCGAAGGACGGGCCUAACAGAGUGGCCACGGAAGCCUUUCCAGACAUUGCUGGAGCAGUUCAGCGGGGAGAGAUCACGCUUGAAGGCACUGAGGACAUUGUGGAGGUACCCUUCAUUGACGUCCCAAAGGUUUGGGGAAGGCUUUUUACUGGUGGUAAUACUGGGAAGUUGGUGACGAAGCUUACAUUUAGUGCAUGA
Messenger RNA from Suillus bovinus, 1107 nucleotides. RefSeq lists its product as uncharacterized. Gene Ontology annotation, molecular function: oxidoreductase activity, acting on the CH-CH group of donors, NAD or NADP as acceptor. The record is from RefSeq and is a predicted model, not a curated record. The coding region runs from base 1 to 1107 and encodes 368 amino acids. The transcript has 8 exons. Lineage: Eukaryota; Fungi; Basidiomycota; Agaricomycetes; Boletales; Suillaceae.